Macadamia integrifolia is the source of this 1948-nucleotide messenger RNA. RefSeq names its product transcription factor E2FA. Gene Ontology annotation, biological process: regulation of transcription by RNA polymerase II. The record is from RefSeq and is a predicted model, not a curated record. The transcript is spliced from 14 exons. Bases 277 to 1677 code for a protein of 466 amino acids. Gene Ontology annotation, cellular component: RNA polymerase II transcription regulator complex. Lineage: Eukaryota; Viridiplantae; Streptophyta; Magnoliopsida; Proteales; Proteaceae. Gene Ontology annotation, molecular function: RNA polymerase II cis-regulatory region sequence-specific DNA binding; protein dimerization activity; DNA-binding transcription factor activity, RNA polymerase II-specific.
CCCUCCUUGCCUCUUCCCUCGUUUUCUGCUCUCCCCGCUUUUUUCAACAUUGGUUUCUUCUCUCUUACCCUCGAGAACUCUCAGAUCCCAUUUUCUCUUUCUGCUUUGCCGAAUUUCUGCCAGAUUCAUUUUGAUUCUCUCCUCUGUUUCGAUCGUUGGAGACUUGGUGAGGCUUCGGCUUCGGUCUUGAUCCAGAUCGCUUUGAAAACCGAAGACAAGAGGGUUUUUUGAUCGCUCAAUCAUCCGAAAAAUCGCGGGAAACCUGCUCAAAUUUUGAUGUCGGGCGCCCGAGGUCCCAAUCGUUCGGCGCAGCCGUCGGGGCAGAUCCUCCAGCAACAGCAGCAACCUUUGAAGCGUCACCUUCCUUUCUCGUCUACGAAGCCGCCGUUCGUACCCGAUGAUUACCACAGGUUCUCCUCGGAGAACCGCAACGGGGUUCCCGAUGAGGAAGCUGAAGCUAUCGUCGUUAAAUCUACUCCUUCAAAGCGGAAGAAUGAAGCAGAAGACAUUGAAGCUGAGUCUAGUGAGUGGACUACCAGUCCUGGAUACACUGAAGUGGUCAACAGCCCCAUUCGCACACCUGGAUCAGGAAAAGGGGGCAAGAUAUAUAACAAGUCAAAAGUCUCAAAGCAAAGUAGAGCUGGGCCUCAAACUCCUGCAUCAAAUGCCGGUUCCCCUGGCAAUACUCUUACCCCAGUUGGUACUUGUCGCUAUGACAGCUCUUUAGGUCUCUUGACAAAGAAGUUUAUCAAUUUGAUAAAACGUGCAGAAGAUGGGAUUCUUGAUCUAAACAAAGCAGCUGACACCUUGGAGGUACAAAAAAGGAGGAUAUAUGACAUUACAAAUGUCUUGGAAGGAAUUGGGCUUAUAGAGAAGAAGCUAAAGAACAGAAUACGUUGGAAGGGACUUGAUGUCUCAAGACCGGGGGAAGUUGAUGAUGAUGUUUCUAUUUUACAGGCAGAAGUUGGAAACCUUUCCUUGGAGGAGCGCAGAUUAGAUGAUCGAAUAAGAGAAAUGCAAGAAAGAUUGAGAGACCUCAGUGAGGACGAAAACAAUCAAAAGUGGCUUUUUGUAACCGAGGAAGACAUCAAAGGCCUGCCCUGCUUCCAGAAUGAGACCUUGAUAGCAAUUAAAGCUCCACAUGGAACUACUUUGGAAGUCCCUGAUCCUGAUGAGGCAGUUGAUUAUCCCCAAAGGAGAUAUAGAAUUGUACUUAGAAGCACAAUGGGUCCUAUCGAUGUUUACCUUGUUAGUCAAUUUGAAGAGAAGUUUGAGGAGUUGAAUGGUGUGGAGGCACCUCCAAGCAUUCCAAUUGCAUCAAGUUCAGGAUCCAAUGAGAAUACUGUAGCAACAAUGGUCACUGAAGAGAGCAGAGGAAAAGAAAUAGAGGUGCAGGGACAAGAUGAUCAUAGGAUGUGCUCAGAUCUGAAUGCCUCACAAGACUUGGUGGGUGGUAUCAUGAAGAUUGUACCCUCAGAUGUUGAUAGCGAUGCAGAUUACUGGCUUCUAUCAGAUGCUGGAGUUAGCAUCACAGACAUGUGGAGGACUGAGCCUGGUGUAGAAUGGGGUGAUGUGGAUGCUGAUUUCGUGAUGGCUGAUCUCAGCACACCACAGCCACAAACUCCUCCUUCAGGUAUUGUAGAAGUACCAUCUAAUGGUACAUCCAAUCAGAGGUGAUUGGGCUGAUGGACUUUCAUCAAACCUCUGCUAUGACAUCAGAGCCUCUGGUUCCCAUCCACCUGUAUUUUUAUUGAUUCAAUGGUAGAGGUGGUACUGAACAAUGCACACGGGGUGGUCACAACUCACAACUGUAUGAUCCCAUGAGAAGUUACUGGAAGAGGAGGCCCAGGAAGAAAGUAUGUGGAAGGUAGGGUGUCCAAUGUACAGUUCUGCAUAAUAUAGUUGAUACCCGUUAUCAAGUUAUAAAAUAAAAUCUUUGUUGUAGUCC